Cadophora gregata is the source of this 686-nucleotide messenger RNA. RefSeq lists its product as uncharacterized. The transcript is spliced from 2 exons. The record is from RefSeq and is a predicted model, not a curated record. Lineage: Eukaryota; Fungi; Ascomycota; Leotiomycetes; Helotiales; Ploettnerulaceae. The coding region runs from base 1 to 342 and encodes 113 amino acids.
AUGUUAGCGAGCAGUUGGGCCAUUCCACAGCGACUACAUCGGCGAGAAGACCUCCCGCAACGACUUCCUUAUUCAUUGCAGUCUCUAACAAUUAUAUUUGAUGUCGGUGCACAAGUCCUGUAUACAGAGAAACCGCAAGAACUGGAUUACAAAUGGAUCCUCAACCUAGCGGAGAGCAAGCAGCUGUUUUCACCACGCCUGGCAAGAAUCACUUUGUUGGAACGCAAUUUCUGGCCAGGGUUGAAUCGGGGAAAAACGGAAGCAGAUUUCUCUCCAGCAACGGAUUGGGAAUCUCCACCUGAACUGAAACUUGCUUUUCAACGGGCGGAUAUUGAACACUAGAGAUAUCUGACUGCCAGACUACCAGCUUCUCUUCAGUCACCGAAGUUCUGCAAUUGUCUCUCAGAGCAAUAGACUGCCGAUCGUUUGGUGUUUGAUUACCAGGUUCAGGCAGUCCUCUAUCCCAAUGUGCGGAUGUUGCGUGGAAAUUCCAGUGUGGUUGACUACAGUGUAGGCGGCUACAAUUGAAUAUGGCAUUGGCACGACAUGAACAGUGUGUCCAUACAAACUGUUGACAGUUGUCCGGUGUGAAGAUGCUUGUUGGUCUUGGGAUCGUCCCCGUAAGUCUCCGGGCAAGCAUGUAUCGAUACAUGAUAUUAUUGACUGGUUUAUCCUGAAGAGAUCAG